AAAACGGGUGAAUCGGCGCUUCCCAACACUAGUUUUGCAAAGCAAAAGCGGUGGAAGAAGAAGCAGAUGACGAAAAAAAUAUGUGCAAGCAGCAGAUCUCGCGAAAAAAUGAUUUUUGCUGCACUUGACGUGUGUGAAAUGUGAACCGAAAGUGUGCAUUCUAUUACCAAGACAAUAAAUCAUAUUUAAGAAAAAUUUUCGAUAGCGCCUGCAACCUUUAAAGCCGCAAAAAAAUGAAGCGAAAAUACGAUAAUUGCGUGCUGCAGCCGAGGCAGCAACAAAAUCCGUGUUUGUUGUAGAUAUACGUAGUACGAGUAUAUGCAAAUAUAUACAUAAUAGAGCAGAAGAGUCUGGCGGUGAGUCCGCCGACGACAACGACGACGCGUUACACAGACAGAACUGAUCUCCCCCAGGCCGCAGUAAUUAAUUCCAAAAAAUCUAGCACUGCGCCAAGGAGCAAACAAAAGAGGCGCGAAAAAUUCGCAAACCAAAAUGGUUGUCUCCAAAGACAACAAGCGUCGCCGCAAGGAGACGGAGACACCUCCCCCUCCACCACCAACGGCGUCCAAUGCUGCAGCCACGGCAGCUGCGGCGAUUGAAUCCUCGCCAGAAAUGCCCAAAAGAACCAAGGUGCAGGCUCAGAGGAAGUUCGCCCAGGGCCAGAGUGCUCCGAGCAGCUCCUCCAGCUUAUCGUACAGCGCCAUCGCAGCCGCUGCCGGGCCGAGCACCUCUGGGGCGGACAGCUCCCAGCCGCCCAUCGAGAUCCUGCCCAACAAGUGCCCCAAGCCGCAGGACUUUGUCACGUUUCUCUGUUUCCGCGGCACUCCCGCCCUGCCGGCCCACUUGGACUACCUCAACCAGGGCAAGCACCAGGAGCCGGCCACCAGCACAACAGGUGCCAGCAGCAACAACAACAACAACGCCAAGAAGAUAAACAACCGGAUCCAGGGAGUGAAGAAGAAACGAGGACGACCGGCCAAGGGAGCUGCCAAAAAGGUUGAACCAGUUCCCGCCGAAGCGCCAGUCGCUGAGAAACCAAAACCAGCUGAGAAGCCAGCCAGUGAUAAAGUCAAUCUCAUGGCUCCCGAGAAGCCAGCGCCCACCAUCUCCCUGCCGACAGCGACUCCUGUCUUGCCAGGAGCUGUGAGGAAGCGGGCGGAGGUGGUGACGGAUGGCAACCGGCGAGGAGCCAGGGGUAGAGGUCCGGCAGGGGUGGCUGACAAGACAGGACCCCGAGCUGGGUCGAGCGAAAAUAUACGACGCUCGAACCGUUCCAUCACCAAGGAGAGCAAGCCCAUCAUAGAGGACGACGACACCCAGGAGGACGAGGAGGAGGAGGCCGAUGACGAUGAGGACGAGUUCUUCUCCGCCCACGAUGCGACCUCCCGGAAUGGGGAGGAACUAAAGCCAGAGAGCAGUUCCGUGAAAGCCGAACCCACCAAGCGAGGACGUCCCGCGGCAGGGAAGCAACAGAAGGUAGCCGAGGCAACGGCAGAGCCAUCGCAAGCAGCUGCCAAGGACAAGGCGCCCGUGAAGCGGGUGCGCCAGCGGGAAUCACCCAUUUUUAUACCUUCACCCGAGUCAUCGGGUCGCAUGACCAGACAGAGGGCUUUUUUCGAGCCAGUGAAGGUUCCUCCCCACCAGGAGGAGCCUUCAAGCCAAGAGCGCGCAAAGGAGGACUCCGACAAGGAGCCAGACCCAGAGCCAGAACCCGAGGCAGAGCCAGAGCCAGAGCCAGAGCCGCCAGCUAAGCAGGUGAAGGAGGCCAAGGAGAAGACGAACUCCAGUAUCUACGCCAAAGACGCCAAGCAGCAGCUGGAGAACGGGGACAGCAAGCACGGUGCUGGUUCCAAGGGCAAGAAGAGCCUGAAUGUCUUCGAUUUCAGUUCCGACGAUGAGCAACCGCUGGCGAAAUCCAUUAAGUUGAAGAAGGGCGCCAAGAAGGGUGGCCCGGCGGCUGCGGCAGCUGCUCCGACGGCCAGAAAUCGCAAGGCGGCUGCCAAGAAACUGGAGAAGGAGCGGGAAAAGGAGAAGGAACUGGAGAAGGAGAAGGAACGAGCCAAGGAGAAGGAAAAGGAAAAAGAAAAGGAACCUACUCCGGAGGGAAAACACGAGGAACCCCCCAGUGGCGGGAAGCGGGGAAAAGCUGGUAAAAAGAAAGCGGAAGAUGCCCCGGCGGAUGAACAGGAUCUGGCACCACCUUCCUCGAAGAAGCCCGCCAACAAUGCCCGGCCCGGACGGAAAUCCGCCAAGAGCAAAGCCUCAGAAGACGACUCCGAGCCCCAGAGAUCGCAGCGUCCGUCGCGGAAGACCAAGGAGGCGGCGGCCAUCUACAUGGGCAUCAUCGGACACAAGCUGCAGCUGGCCGAUGACGAGGAGGACGACCUGUCGCUGAGCAGCUUCCCGGACAUCCCCAACGUCAAGGAGAUGGAGAAGAUGGAGAACGAGAUCAAGCGAAAUGCGGCGGGAAAGUUAAACGUGCCGGAGUCCACGACGGUGUCUCCGGCAGGAAAGCCCUCCCGUAAGCCGUCGCCCGCUGUUGUUGCCGCUGAUCCCGUUCCAGCUCGUCAGGAGUCCCCCUCCCCCACCGAGGCCGAGGAGGAGAAGCCACCGCCCCCGGCCCGUCGCGGUCGCCCGCCCAAGGGGAAGAACUCUGCCGCGGCCGCUCCUCCACCAGCCAAGCCCCAAAUCGAAGGGAUGCUGGUGAAGAAGGGCUCGCUGGCCAAAAUAUCCGAGCAGGCCAAGUCGAAGGCCAAGUCCGAACAUUCAAAAGUCGACUCCGACGAGGAGGAGGACUUUCUAAUCAACGAGGAGCUGAACGAGACGAAGCGAAAGCUGGAGAAGAGCUUCAGUGACUCGGACGACGAGCCGCUGGCCAUCAAGGUGCCUCCGGUGGCGGUCAAGGAGAAGGAGGUCGCACCAGCGAAGCUUCCCACUCCACCCAGUCCGCCGAAGCCGGCGCCGUCGCCCGCUCCUCCUAUCGCCACUGCCGCCUCGUCAGUCGCCCCUUUGGGAGGGCUAGGAUUCUCUGCAGCUCCGAGCACCAGUCAGCUGACCAUGCUGCCACUGACCUCCAAGCUGGGCACACUGCCCAUGCCCAGUAGCACAGUCUCUAACUGCAUCCCGCCGCUGAGCUACUCGCCUCUGAAGGCCAUGGAGAAGAAGCCUCCGGUGCCCACAUCCAAGAUCCUGAACGUGCCCGCCACCUACGCACUGCCGGGCAGCACGGGAUCUGGUUCGGUUGCUCCGGGCACUGUGGGAUUUCAGAAAACCUCCUCGUAUCUACCGGCGGCUUCGCCCCACUACCACUCGGGCUAUGUUCGGCCGCCUCCCACGCCGACGCAUCAGUUCGGGGGCGGAGGAGCUCCGCCUGGAAGUAAGACGCCCGCGUCGCCGCUGAAGUACCAGCAACAACCGAUCACCUAUCCGGCACCCAUCGAGGCGUACCAGUGUCCCAAGAUCAACCCAAACUUUCUGACGCCCAAGUACGAGAGGAGUCCCCUGCCCAGAUCCUCCUCGUCGAGUAACUUUCCCAGUCCCUCCCCGGUGAAGUUUCUGUCCACUACUUCGGGUACCGUCACUGUGACGCCAGCAUCCUUGACUAAGAGUCCACUGGCACCACCGAAUCCCACGCCACCAGUCAGCCAGGUGGUUAUCCAGACAUCCAGCUUGAACCUGAGCACCAGUGUGGCGGCCACAGUCAAUGCAGCACCUCUACCGGUGGCCUCCACCUCGGCAGCGGCGGCUGCUCAACAGGCAGCCACUCCGCCGCCAGCGCAUGUCAACAACAAUGCGGGAGCCGGUACCAGUGGGGCGGGAGCAGGCGCCACCACAGCCGGGGCCAAUGUGGACACGUUGAAGGAUGAGAUCGGAAGCAUUCUGGCCCAGGCCACGCUCAUGCCCAGCAAGGAGGAGUCGGGCAAGAUCUUCGGGAUCGCCAGCGUGAGUCUGGCCCAGAGCUCCGGGCCGGACAACACCAAGUGCACGCUGGGCAAGUGCGGCUCGAUCCACAAGCCUGUGCUGGGACCGGUGGUACCCACGGAGGGAUACUUUGGGGACCAGCUGUCGAGCAAGGAGCGGCGCAAGGCGAAGGUGAACAUGACCCACGAGCAGAUCCAGAAGUGGCUGAUCGAGUGCUCAUCCAAUCCGGACGAGAUCCAAGACGACUUGGACGAUGAUUUUGAUGACAGCAUGAGGCCUCAGCAGUCCACAACUCCACCGCCCACCCGGGACGACAAAGAACUGAGCACCAGCUUCAGUUCCUCGUCAAAGAACACCCGGGGCGAUCUCGGCAAGAGCGAGAGUGCCUGGUCGGCCAAGGGUCCUUCUCUGAAAGCCACUCCGGUGCUGGUCGCAGCGCCCAACCGCAAGCAGGACCUGGAACAGGGCGAUGGCAAGGACUCGGAUGCCCUAGAGUAUGAGAAGUCCUCCUCCACUCCCGUUAAUCUCACCCAGAAGAUACCCAGCACCGAGGCCGGAUCCAGCGAGAAGAAGGGAAACGAACGGAAGACCAAGGACACUGGCAAGGCGACGGGAAGCAAAGCUACACCGCCACAGUCGCGCAGUGCCGCUGCUACGCCACCGACUCCCGUUUCCACACCCACUCCGGUCAAGAGUAGUCCCACUCCUCCGCCGGUGACCAAGCCGAAGGGCGAGAAGGGCAGGAAAAACGCUGCCGCUACCGCUGCAGCAUCGGCAGCGAUGGGAACACCUUCGCCGGCUGCCACUCCCCCACCACCGAUGACGAACACCACCAAGCGGACGCCGGUCUACAACCAAAAGGGUUCCAAGGCCCAGCAGCAGCAAUCCCAGGCGGAAACCAAGGCCACCAACAGUGUAGGAUCGGGCACAAAGAGGGAAUCCGUGUACGCCUUCGGCAAGGAGGAGGAGACCACCGCCGCGAAGCCAUCCAAUCGCAGAAAGGCGAACACCAGUCCCAGUCCAGCUCCGCCUGCUGUUCCCAACGCCCUGAGCGAGCGAUCUCCGACGAAGAAAAGGGCAGCUGCCGCUGCGGCGGCCACGGCAGUCCAACUCACAUUGAGUCCCACCGAGAACUGCAAGAUCGAGGGCAAGCCGAAAGCCGGCACCGGACGAGGAGCCAAGAAACAGCAACAGCAGCCAGCUGCUCCAGCACCUAACCCAGUGCCGGUGGAGGCCAGUGGCGAUUCGGACGGCGAGGGAGCCACCUUCUACAUACCUCUCCAGGGAGCAGGAGUCGGGGGCAGUGGCGACGGUGGCAUCCAGGGGGUUGCUGUGAAACUGGGAAGAGAGGGCCCGGACGGCCCCAACCAGAAGGUGGUGAUGCAGGCCACCCUGGUGACCAAGGCACAGAUGGACACCAACUCGAAGCCACUGCCGGAGUCGUUGAACACCAACGAACUCGUGAAGACGCUGCUCCACGCCGCCAGCAACGAUGCGGCCUCCACCACCACCAGCUUGAAGAGCCUGCCCAAGGCCAGCACCUCCGCGGCAGCAGGAGCUGCUCAAGGUCAAGGCCAGGGCUCCAGUUUGGUUCGAGUGAACUCCAACUCAUCGCUGUUCUCCGGCUCGGCCAAGUCCCGGACAGCUGCGCAGACCAGCUCCACGGCAGCGGCCGUCGCCAAGAAGUACAAGGACGACACUCCCAUCAAGAUGGCCAACAACACGGCCUUUCCGCGCCACGAUGAUCCUACCCAGAUGGUGGAGGCGCCUAUCUUUCGACCAACGGAGAAGGAGUUCGCUGAUCCCAUUGAGUUCAUCGAGAGAAUCACACCGAUUGCGGCCAGGUUCGGCAUCUGCAAGAUAAUCCCUCCGGCCAGCUUUAAGCCGGAGUGCCGGAUCUCCGAUGAGAUGAGGUUCACGGCCUACAACCAGUACGUGCACAAGAUGCUCCACCGCUGGGGACCGAGUGCCAAGGAGUUGAGUGCGAUCAAGAAGUACCUGGCCACCCAGAGCAUCGUCAUGAACCACCCGCCCUGGAUCGGUGGCAUGGAGGUGGAUCUGCCGCGACUGUAUCACACGGUUCAGGAGCUGGGCGGUCUGAAAGAGGUGAUCGAGAAGAAGAAGUGGUCGCGCGUGGCGGAGGAGAUGUGCAUUCCCAAGCUGGCCCAGGACAGGGUCACCAAGCUGGACGAUAUCUACUGCAAAUACCUGCUGCCCUACGACACCCUCUCGCCGGCGGAGCGCCAGAAGCUCUUCGACGAGGUGGAGGCCGACUGGGCGAAGCGGGAGGCGCGAGCACGCCGGAAUGCGGAUCGAUUCGUUAACACCGAAAGCGUUUCCAACGAGGAGGACGACGUGAGCAGCGAUGAGGACGAAGAGUCCGAGGAGGAGAUCGACGGCGUGUCCAUGGAGUGCAUUGUGAAGGGCAGGAGCAUGCCGCUCAGCCAGUUCUACCGGAUUGCCAGGAACACCAUGGCCUUGUGGUUCAAGAGCACCGAUCCCACCGUCAACGAGGUGGAGGCCGAGUUCUGGCGCCAUGUGGCUGUCAGGGAUAGCCACGUGUGCGUCCACUCUGGUUCGAUCGAUAGUUCAGGUUGGGGCUAUGGUUUUCCCAGUCCGGGACCCAAAGGAAAGGGAUCCAACUACGCCAGACAUCCGUGGAAUCUGAAGGUUCUGACCAACAAUGCCGGAUCCGUGCUGCGCUCGUUGGGGCCUGUGAUGGGCGUCACUGUGCCCACUCUCCACGUCGGCAUGCUGUUUUCUGCCUGCUGCUGGUACCGGGAUCCACAUGGUCUUUCUUGGAUCGAGUAUCUGCACACGGGUGCUUCGAAGCUCUGGUACGGCAUUCCGGAUGACCAGAGUGCAAACUUUAGGGCGGCACUAACCUCGCUGAUACCGACUCACUGCCAGAACAAGACCAUCUGGCUGCCGUGCGAUACGGUGAUGGUGCCGCCGCACAUGCUCACCGAUCGCGGGGUGUCCCUGUGCCGGAUUGAGCAGAAACCGGGAGAGUUCAUCGUGGUGUUCCCCAGGGCGUACACCUCCAGCUUGGCCACCGGAUAUGUGGUGUCCGAAAGCGUCUACUUCGCUACCAUGUCGUGGCUGGAUCUAGCCAAGGAUGAUUUCAGGGACAUCCACGAGAGCUGCGAGCCUGCCAUGUUCUCGCUGGAGCAGUUGCUGUUCGCCUUGGGCUACGACCAGCGCGUCAACUCGGAGGCCCUGCACCAAAUGCUACCCAUGCUUAAUGAGGUUUGCGAAAAGGAAUCCGCUGCCAGAGAACAGCUUAGGGCUGCUGGUGUCACUUCCACCGAAAAGGUGCAGGCAGAGAAGGGCCAGAAGGCCAAGAAGCAGCAACAGCCGCCCUACAAGUCCAUCGAGAGCGAGUGCGACCUGUGCCGCGCCAACCUCUACAUAUCGAUGGUGCGAACGGAGGAGGGCAACGUCUACUGCCUGCAGCACGCUCUGAAGAACCUCAACAACGGCAACAUCCAGGCCAAGCAGUGCAAGCUGAUAUACGCCUACAACGUGGAUGACAUACAACAGCUUAUUCGGCAGCUCCAGGAGAAGAUUCAUCACAAGGCGGCGGUUAAAAAAAAGUAGCAUCGUCGGCGUCGUUACUAAAAGGCGGCGCAGGAUAUAGAUACUACGACUAGGGAUUCAGGAUAAGGAUAUAGGACACUAAUGUAUAUAUAUAUAUAUGAAAGUGUAUACGUAUGUGAUUCGCCGAUAAUUGGGUGAAAUAAUGAUCUAUGGACGCAUUAAACGGAGCGACAGACGCGCAUAUUUAUAAUGUAUAUUAUCCAGUUUGCAAACUGGCACUAUUACUAACUGUACGUUAAGAGCAUAGGAUUGGAUAGACUUGUACUGUUUACAUACAUUUCACUGUGGCAAUGCUUUCAAUUUUAACUAGUUUAUACCUUAUGUCGAUAAAAAGUUUGCAAUCAAUUUUGUUUUCCAUUUUUUUCGUUUAUUCUUUUUUGUUAUGCAAUAUGCUUCCCCGCUCCCCCACAAAAAAAACAAAACCACAAAAAAGCAAAAAAAAAAGUGUUAACCCCUUAACUUUUGUGUUAUUUGUAUAUAGAGAGAAAUAGUAUAUGUACUAAUGUAGUUUUUGGAUUAAGUCAGGAGAAGCCCUCAAAGAAACCCAGCUAACAUGUUGCAAUUUCUACUACUACCUUUCUUAGGCCAUAAGAUAUCGAGUAAAUACCAUAGAGAAUCAGAAAUUCAAUCAUAAUGGACCCAUUAGCUUAGCACCAGCAAUAGAAACCGGACUAACGAACGCAAUAGUUACUAAUUCUAUCUUCGAAACUGCAGAAGGAAGUCGCACAAUACCAACCAAAUACCAUUUUAAAACAACGCUGGUUGCGCCUAAAUGAGAAAAUUUCACUAUAUGUUCAAUGUAUUUAUAUAUAUACAGAUAUAUAUUAGUAAUACAUUAUUUAAGUAACAAGUGCAACAAUAAAUCUUAACGCGAUAUAUCGAA
Molecule: messenger RNA, 8404 nt
Organism: Drosophila ananassae
Lineage: Eukaryota; Metazoa; Arthropoda; Insecta; Diptera; Drosophilidae
Gene: Jarid2
Product: nascent polypeptide-associated complex subunit alpha, muscle-specific form
Exons: 4
Coding region: 493-7521 (2342 amino acids)
Biological process (GO): chromatin remodeling
Cellular component (GO): nucleus
Molecular function (GO): DNA binding; histone demethylase activity
Source: RefSeq, a predicted model, not a curated record